CUGUUAUCAAUUUCGCGAAUAAAUUGUAUGAAGAAAACCAUAAUACGUACAUAGUCGUCACUCACUCGUCACUCACUUGUUUUUCGUUUGUUGACAAACGCAGAGUCGCGGGAAACUGCCGAGUAGGGACGGCACGGCUUAUAUAUAUUUGUAAUGGAUAUAAGAAAAUAUUUUUCUCCCGUUGGGGGAAGUAAACCAAAUACAACUGCGUCUUCAAAAGAAACAAAGAAAAAGAAUCGUAUUAUAGAUUCAGAUGAUGAAGACCCUCUUCCUUCCUCAAGCAAAAAACAGAAAAUUUUAGCAUCAGACUCAGAUGAUGAUAUUUUCAGUUCCUCUAAGAACAAGAAAAGUAAAGCAGGAGCAAAAACAAAGAAAAAGUCUCUUCCCAAACCAGAACCUCCUAAGCUGAAGCCAGCAGCUGUGUCAGAAUUUUUUGGUAGUAACCCAGUUGUACGAAAAGAAGCUCCUGUUGUUACUGCAAAGAAGAAGGAGGUGGAAAUGGUUGAAGUUCAUAGCGAUGAUGACUUUGAGAAGACACUUCAAGAAUUAGAUGAAAAGAAGAACAAAGAGAAAUCUUCAUCUCAACAUGAAAAAAAGGAUGACUUUGCAAAGACACUUCAAGAAUUAGAUGAAAAGAAGAACAAAGAGAAAUCUUCAUCUCAACAUGAAAAAAAGGAUGACUUUGCGAAGACACUUCAAGAAUUAGACGAAAAGAGGAACAAAGAGAAAUAUUCAUCUCAACAUGAAAAAAAGGAAAAAUCCAAGGACAUCACACCAAAGAAAACCAAGCAUGAAUCCAAAUCAGAGUCACACAAUGAGGAGAAGCCUAAACCAAAUGAAAAUAGCCCACCUGAUGAAAAUGCUAAGAAAAGUAGUCUUUCUAGUAAGCUGUCUGCAAAGAUAAACAGCUUUGAAAAGAAAGAUAAGCUGGAAGUAGAGAAGAAAGAGAGAACCCGAGAAGUUACUCCCCACAAGGAAAAGAAGCGUGACCACAGAAAAGAAGGAAGCAGCAGCCAUGAAAAGAAAAGAAAACAUAGUGAUGAUGGCAGGAAUAAUAGAAGAGACAGAACACCAGAUAAGAAUGAUAAUAUUCAUAAGAAACAAAAAUUAUCAACUCAAAAAGAUGAGGGAUUCGCGAAACAGGAAGAGAAAGGAGCGCCAAAAAGGGAACGCUAUGAAUCUGGUGAGAAGGAAAAGUGUGUUGAACAAAGGGAUGUCACUCCUUCAAAACAGAAGAAUGAAAAAGAAAAAUCAUCAAGCAUGAAGGAAAAACCCAAAGGUAUAACUCCUAAAAAGGAAGAAAUUGCAUCAGAUAUUGAAACUACACCCCAACCAGAUGAGAAGAAGAAAAUUGCCAGAGCAGCAUAUUUCAAAUUUUUGCAGAGAUCUGGCCCAAGUAAUCCAGGCAGCAAGCCUAUUCCAGAGGGAAAACCAGAGUGUUUGCAGGGCCUUGUGUUUGUGUUGACAGGUGUUUUAGAAAGUUUAGAUCGGGAGGAAGCAUCAGAGCUCAUUAAGAAAUAUGGGGGUAAAGUCACCUCAUCCUUGAGCCGCAAUACAACCUAUGUAAUUGUAGGUAAUGAAGCUGGGGAAAGUAAAUUAAAAAAGGCAGAACAGUUGGGCACAAAACAGAUAACUGAGGAUGAUUUGUUAGACUUAAUACGAACUCGACCAGGAAAGGGCAGUAAUGAAACUCCUAAAGGAAAUGAGAAAAAAUCAACUGCAAGUAAACUUAAAGCAUUUGAAAGAAGUAACAAAGCAAGUAUUCCUACAAAGAAUUCGGGUUCUGAUGAAGCAGCUAGUGAUUUACCACCUGUGAAUUUCUCCAGUUCAAAGAGUACAAAAUCUAGUCCUCAAAAAUCUUUUACAUUGUCUCAGAGUAGUCAAGAUUCGCAAAAAAUUAUGAACGGUAACAGCCAGUCGUCAUCAACGUCUUCACCAAAAACACAACCAGUGUCAUCCCAAGAACUCAAAGAUCGCUCUGGGGAAACACUCAUGUGGGUAGAUAAAUACAAGCCAGUUAACGUUAAGAAUAUCAUCGGCCAGCAGGGUGACAAGUCAAAUGUUAAAAAACUGUCAGUGUGGUUGCAAAACUGGAAGAAAAACCAAUUUGGUGGCAAAAAGCUAGUGAGACCAAGUCCUUGGGCCAAAGAUGAUAACGGAGCCUUCUUUAAAUGUGCUUUGCUGUCGGGACCACCUGGUGUUGGUAAAACCACAACAGCUCAUCUAGUGUGUAAAGAAGCUGGGUUUGACUUUGUUGAGCUCAAUGCUUCUGAUGCUCGAUCAAAACGGCGACUAGAUGAGGUGGUAGCAGAGUUACUUUCAAACAAAAAUCUUGCUGGAUACGCUGGAGGUAAGGAGAAAGGGAGUACCAGUGAAAAUCAUGCUCUGGUUAUGGAUGAAGUUGAUGGAAUGUCGGGUAAUGAAGAUCGAGGAGGAGUUCAAGAGUUGAUUUCGUUGAUUAAGAAAUCUAAAGUUCCUAUUAUUGCCAUGUGUAAUGACAGAAAUCAUCCAAAAAUCAGGUCUCUUGCUAACUACUGUUUUGACCUGAGAUUCAAUAAACCAAGAAUAGAACAAAUUAGAGGCCCGAUGAUGUCCGUGUGCUUCCGUGAAGGUGUCAAAAUUAAGCCUGAUGCCCUUGAUCAGAUUAUAAUGGGAGCAAAUCAAGAUGUACGUCAGAUUCUUCAUCAUUUGUCAGUGUGGUCAGCAAAUCGGGAAACAUUAGCUGCAGAUGCCAUGAAGGUGGAAGCAGAAAAGGCUAAAAAAGACCUAAAGUUGGGUCCCUGGGAUGUUUGCAAGAAAGUCUUCACAGAAAGUGACCAUAAGAAUAUGAGCAUAUAUGACAAAUCAGAUUUGUUCUUCCAUGACUAUUCCAUUGCACCCCUCUUUGUGCAAGAAAAUUAUCCUAAGUGUGUUCCUCACAGUGCUCAGAGCAAUCGCCGAAAGACCCUGGAGCAAUUGUCAAAAACUGCGGCUAGUAUAGCAGAUGGAGAUCUCUGUGAAAAGGCCAUCAGAUCCAGAAAUGCAUGGUCACUCCUUCCCGUUCAGGCAAUGUAUAGCAGUGUUCUUCCAGGAGAUUAUAUGUCAGGGCAUUUAUCUUCACAAAUUGAGUUCCCCAAGUGGCUUGGUAAUAAUAGCCGUCGUAAUAAAUUUGAUCGUCUUAUGCAAGAGUUGCAAAUGCAUAUGAGACUGAGAAUUUCAGGAAGUAAAAUGGAUGUUAACAUGGAUUACUGUGAGUCGCUAAAAAAUGCUGUCACUCAGCCUUUGGUGAAGGAAGGAGUGGAUGGUAUUCACAGUGCAAUGGAUGUUAUGAAUACUUACAACCUUUUAAGGGAAGAUUUGGAUUCCAUGUUAGAGUUAACACAGUGGCCUGGCUCAAAAGAUCCAAUGAGUAAUGUUGAUAGUAAGGUAAAAGCAGCUUUCACACGAACCUAUAAUAAAGAAGGCCAUAUGACUCCAUUUGCUCAUGUUACUGUUACAAAGAAAAAGAAAGGUAGUUCUGGUGGUAUGGGUGAGGAAGGAAUGUAUGGUGAAGAUGAGGAAGAAAGUGAGGAAGAGGAAGAGGACAUCACCAAAAGUGCAAUGAUUAUGGUGAAGAAAGGUGGAGGAAAGAAAGGAGAGCCUAGCAGCAGUAAAGGUGAAGGUCGUGGUGGAAGUAGUAACAGAGGUGCUGGCAGGGGCAGGGGCAGGGGCGGAAGAGGGAGAGGCAAAAAGUGAUAGUUACUGAGAUUGUUAAUUAUGCAUCUAUAUUGCAUCAAGUAGUUUUUUUGUAACUUAAGUUUCUGUUUGUUGUUUAUAUGUAUAUCUGAAAAAUACUUUUAAAGAAUGCUGAUUUAAAGACUUUUCUUGUCAGGAAUGAGAAGUUGCAGGACAGUAUUAUAGUAAUUUCUGAAUGUUUAAAAAUUUAUUUUAUUUUAAAUAUAAAUGUUCAAUACAGUAAUGCUGUAAUGACAUCGAUUUUUUUUUUACUAUUAACAAUGAAUAGUACAUUUUAGAAUAGCAGUGCUUGUAGCUCCAGUGUUAGGCAAAUAUUAUAGAAGUACUUUUCUAGAAUUUGUAUUUUCAUACAAGGCUACCAAAUAUUUUAGAGGGAGAAAUAAGUAUGUUAGGCAAAAAUCAGUGUGAGAUGGUUUUGGCUAAUGUUAAUAUGGAUGUAAAAAUAAACUCUCACCACUUUUCAUAUUCUACAGUCAAA
Molecule: messenger RNA, 4192 nt
Organism: Macrobrachium nipponense
Lineage: Eukaryota; Metazoa; Arthropoda; Malacostraca; Decapoda; Palaemonidae
Gene: Gnf1
Product: replication factor C subunit 1-like
Exons: 18
Coding region: 154-3714 (1186 amino acids)
Biological process (GO): DNA replication; DNA repair
Cellular component (GO): DNA replication factor C complex; nucleus
Molecular function (GO): DNA clamp loader activity; ATP binding; DNA binding
Source: RefSeq, a predicted model, not a curated record